Epithele typhae is the source of this 933-nucleotide messenger RNA. RefSeq lists its product as uncharacterized. The record is from RefSeq and is a predicted model, not a curated record. The transcript is spliced from 8 exons. Lineage: Eukaryota; Fungi; Basidiomycota; Agaricomycetes; Polyporales; Epitheliaceae. Gene Ontology annotation, biological process: L-ascorbic acid biosynthetic process. Bases 1 to 933 code for a protein of 310 amino acids. Gene Ontology annotation, molecular function: gluconolactonase activity; calcium ion binding.
AUGUCGCUUCGAGAGAUUAUACUUACAGAACCGCUCCUCCGCACGCAGUGCUCCUUGGGAGAGGGACCUCUAUAUGACCCAAACACUUCAACUCUCCAUUUCCUUGACAUUGAGCAAAGCAAAGUCUUUCACUACAAUGUCGUGUCGAAGGAGCUAGUCUGUGAAGUGUUCGAGGACGCAGUGACUUGCUUGGCCGUCAGGCGUAACAACAAAGGACUUGCAUGUGCAACGAGCCAGGGAUUCGCUAUCAUUGAGAAGAAUUCGACUUUGCGCUACCUCUCCCGCCCACUUCCGGAGGCAUACAGAGGGCGCACGCGCUUCAACGAUGGUGCAUGCGACCGAAAGGGGCGGUUCGUGGCCGGCACGCUGUUUAGCGCAAAGCACGACGUGCCCGGGCAACUUUGGCGAUAUGACCCGGAGCUCGAUAAGUGCGAGAGACUCGACCCCGGCCCGUUCACGGACUCCAACGGGCUGGGUUGGACCGAGGAUGGAAGGACCAUGCUUUUCACUGAUUCGUUCAGAAACAAGAUCUUUGCGUUCGACUACCCGGAAUACGGCCUCCCGACCCGGAAGGCCGACUUCGUUUCAGACGCGAUCUCGCAGGGUCUACCUGCGGGCACUUUUCCAGAUGGGCUCUGCAUCGAUAACGAGGGUGGGGUCUGGUCAGCGCGCUGGGGUGGGUCGCGCAUCAUCAGAUACACGAAGGACGGCUGCAUGGAUCUUCAAGUCGUUAUUCCAUCCGCGCUUAACAUCACAGCGUGUGCAUUCGGCGGUCCGAGAAACGACCAGCUGUACGUGACCACCGCCCACUGCGGGGCGUGUGGGGGUGACGGCAGCCGGCAGCCUUCUUUCCCUGACUCAGGGGACCUGUUCGUUGUUGAUUUCGCCGGCGAAUUCACUAGCGGCGAAUGGCGUUUUCCGUUCGCAGGCUAG